AUGAGACUGAACAACAAAUUCAGUUUGCUUUUGGCUUUAUUGCCCGCCUUGUCGCAAGCAAGCACCUACACGUUGGUGGACUGUUUUAGCUCACUGCCUUCCGACUUUUCACAAGACGAUACGUAUGCCUACCAGACAAGUUCGUACUGCUAUGAACAGUGCAAUGCAAAGGGUGCAAGCUACUUUGCCCUUUACAAUCAUUCAGAGUGUUUUUGCGGCAGUACAAACCCUUCCGGUUCAGAAUCUACAUCGACUUCAUGUACCGCAUAUUGUCUGGGCUACGGUAGCGAAAUGUGUGGUGGUACAGACGCGUACUCUGUAUACCGGAUUGGAUCCGAUACAAGCAGUGAUAGCGUAAGUAGUUCUGACUCUGAUACUCAAACCAGUUCUUCCACAACGUCUUCCACGACAUCUUCCACAACGUCUUCCACAACGUCACAAACAUCUGACUCAACCCAAACAACAUAUUCUACUUCAACAUCACAGAGCUCAAGUUCCACGACGUCACAAAGCUCACAAAAUGCAAACACUUUGACGACGAGUAGUACUAGUUCCCAAUCACAAGAUGCUACUUCCGUAAUAUACUCAACCGCUCUCCACACUGAGGGUGGUUCUACAAUAUUUGUGACCAAUACGAUUACGAAAAGUGCUCAGAAUUCAGGAUCUGCCACCGGUACAGCAGCAUCAGACUCGACGAGUGGAAAGAGUACACACAAGAAGGCCAAUGUCGGGGCCAUUGUUGGUGGUGUUGUCGGUGGUGUUGUUGGAGCCGUAGUAAUUGCACUUGGUAUUCUAUUGAUUGUUAGACAUAUCAACAUGAAACGUGAACAAGAUAGAAUGGAAAAAGAAUACCAAGAGGCUAUAAAACCAGUGGAAUACCCAGAUAAGCUAUAUGCUUCUUCCUUUUCGUCCAAUCAUGGGCCUUCGUCCGGAAGUGUCGAAGAACAGCAUACGAAUGUUCCAACGGAUACUAAUCCGUUCGAUGACUCAAGAAGAAUAAGCAACGGAACAUUUAUAAAUGGCGGACCGGGAGGAAAAAAUAAUGUUCUAACAGUGGUUAAUCCAGAUGAAGCUGAUUGA
This is a messenger RNA of Saccharomyces eubayanus, 1080 nucleotides long. It is a transcript of the gene SLG1, whose product is annotated as Slg1p. Bases 1 to 1080 code for a protein of 359 amino acids. NCBI's taxonomy places the organism in Eukaryota, Fungi, Ascomycota, Saccharomycetes, Saccharomycetales, Saccharomycetaceae. The record is from RefSeq and is a predicted model, not a curated record. The transcript has a single exon. Gene Ontology annotation, cellular component: plasma membrane.